UGCGCGUGUGGUCCUGGGAAGCGAUAGCGCCGAGCAAACAUUAGCGCCUUUAUCACGGCGACGCUCCUGUUUUAAGGAGCUCGGCAUCCCGAGGGGCCCAGUUCUACACACCCCUGUUGGUGUCAACACACGUGUCGCAGACCACAUCUGUUAUGAAGACGUUGUUGAUCCUAGGGCUGCUCUCAGCCUUGGCCGCUGGCCUGCAUGCUGCCCCGCUGCCGGACGACCGGGAGGUGCCAAACAGCCUCCUGGAGCUGAUGGAGGCGCUCCGGGAGCGACGCCCGGACCUGGCCGACAAGAUCGAGAGGCACAUCGAGCGCUCGCAGUACUGGCGCCGCGGGGACAAACAGGACAGGCCGGCGCGUGGACACCACGGCCAUGACCGUGAACACGACCACGACAGCAGGCCAAGCCACGACCACAACCACGGCCACGGCGACCAUGGCCACGGCGACCAUGGCCACGGCGACCAUGGGCACCGCGACCAUGGUCAUCACCACAGACCCACCCCGCCCCCAAGGCCAACCCGACCAACGACGCCGAAAGACGACUGCAAUAAUUCAGACAGUGACUCCUCAGGAGAUUCAUCGGGGUGCUCUAACGAGUCUAGCGGCUCCGGAUCAGAUUCGGGUGAGUCUGAGGAGACUACUCUUCCACCAUCCAGUCCAACUGCCGCUCCCCAGGAACCGUCCCCAAGCCCAUCUGCUGCACCUGAGAAUCCUUCCCCCAGCCCAUCUGCCGCCCCCGAAGAACCGUCCCCGAGCCCAUCUGCUGCUCCUGAAGAACCAUCCCCCAGCCCAUCUGCU
Molecule: messenger RNA, 806 nt
Organism: Frankliniella occidentalis (western flower thrips)
Lineage: Eukaryota; Metazoa; Arthropoda; Insecta; Thysanoptera; Thripidae
Product: kininogen-1-like
Exons: 2
Source: RefSeq, a predicted model, not a curated record